Messenger RNA from Trichophyton benhamiae CBS 112371, 387 nucleotides. RefSeq lists its product as uncharacterized. NCBI's taxonomy places the organism in Eukaryota, Fungi, Ascomycota, Eurotiomycetes, Onygenales, Arthrodermataceae. Bases 1 to 387 code for a protein of 128 amino acids. The transcript has a single exon. The record is from RefSeq and is a predicted model, not a curated record.
AUGGCUACGUACACCGUCCAGCAGGGCGACUACAUGUGGAAGAUCGCCAACGACCACGGCAUCGCCCUCGACGCCCUCAUCGCAGCCAACCCGCAAGUCGCAGAUCCCGCCGUCAUCCAGGUCGGCCAGGUCCUGAACCUGCCUGGCGCGGCGGGCGGAGCUCCUCCCGCUGCUGAUGCUGCUGCUGCUUCCGCCCCUCCGCCGCCCACUGCGUCCGCUGAGCCCGCCGAGGCCUCGCGGGGGGUGGCCAACGUUGCCUCCGCUGUGCCAUCCUUCCAGGGCGGAAGACAGGGCCUGAAGACCGUGGGAUACUUCACAAACUGGGUGAGUCUGCUCUCUAUAUUUGUCUGGCUUCUCCUCUGCUGGGUUGAUAACCAUGUGCUCUAA